Molecule: messenger RNA, 1905 nt
Organism: Penicillium cataractarum
Lineage: Eukaryota; Fungi; Ascomycota; Eurotiomycetes; Eurotiales; Aspergillaceae
Product: fungal specific transcription factor domain-containing protein
Exons: 8
Coding region: 1-1905 (634 amino acids)
Biological process (GO): DNA-templated transcription
Cellular component (GO): nucleus
Molecular function (GO): DNA binding; zinc ion binding
Source: RefSeq, a predicted model, not a curated record
AUGAGUAGUGCACGCCGUCGCAACGGCAAGCCGGCCUCGUGCGAGCCCUGCCGACGCGACAAGAUUUUCCCGCUGGCAGAAGGGGUUCCGUUUGACCGUGCGGCCCUAGCCAGAGCCAUGGCUAUCAUUAGGAAUGUACCUCCUGGUGAAACGUCGUUUAAUUCGAACACACCAUCGACAUCCAAUGACCAUGCAUCGUCACGAACAUUGGGACCAAGAUCUAAACCGCUGCUAGCGGGUUACUUUGGGCCCACAAGCUUUGUGUCUUCUUUGACUGAUGAUGUAGAUCUUGUAUCUGCUGGGCAGGGGCUGGAUGUAGCUUCAGGCGCGAAGCGCGUCUUGCCACCAUACUGGGUGCAGAAGAUCUCGGAGAUACUAUUGACGCUGGGAGACUUUUCUGUUAUUGAGUCCCUGCUGCGCGAGUACUAUGACUUGAGUCAGAGUGGCGCCAUCCCCGCGCCUUUCAUCUUGAACAGUAUCGGCCCUUUCAAGACAAUGUGUGAAGAAUGCGUCCGCGUGAGAAAUAUUGAGGACUUGGCUUCGUCGAUCAUAGUUCGCAUCAUUCAAAAUACGGCCGAGAUAUUUGAGGUCCCUUCAACCAUGGCUGGAAAGGACUUUCAUCAACUCUUCACGGGUCCCGCUAUUCGCUUGGAGAUGAUUGGGGUCAUCUGCUCCCUCGCUGGUAGAGCACGGUACUUGGGAUUGGCCCGUGAUAAGUUUGACGGUCAAUCAUCUCCUAUCCAAUACGCGCGAAAAAUGCUUGCAGCUAGCGAUGCCGCAUUGCACAUUUGCAAGAUACUUACGCCGCUGAACGAUCUAACAAUCUGGCUCGUGUAUGAGAACCUUUUGCUUUCUGACCUGAUCAACGGAGACUCGAGCCCUCAUUGUUGGAGCAGACUAGGUGACCUAUCGACGGACAUCUUUGCACUUGGUCUUCACCGGGAUGCGAAGACUGAUCAACUCCCAGAGUUUCUUUUCGAGUCGAGACGUAGGCAAUUCGCAGCGGCAUACCAACUUGAUAAAAGUAUCGCGACGUUUCUGGGGCGACCCCCUAGGAUACCUUUGCGCUAUUGCGAUUGCCGGAUGCCCCUCGAUAUCAGUGAUGACGCGCUGGCACCCGAAGAUACAAACCUCCAGUAUUCUCCUACUGACCUUGAUGCUAAUAAUUGGAAUGUUCAUGGUGUCUUUCAACGCUCUUCUUGGAUGAGAGUACGGUUCAUUAUCAGUAUGUUCCGUGACGAGAUACUGGAGGUCUCAUUACAAAAGGUCACGCCCCAAACGGCUAAUCUGCUAAACGACAUCUCUCACCGCUGCCAUUUAGCCUGGGAGUCGUUGCCAGUACAUCUGCGGUAUACACCGCACUCCUGGGGGAACCAAUACCCAGUGGCAGUGUCCUUGCUUCUGAUCGUUUCAUACCUGGCAUAUCUGUACAAUGAUUUCCUCGUUCAAAGACUACUAGCUGGAAAGAAGAACCCAAGAGGAAGCACCGCUUUGCUCUCGAGGGAACAGAUGGUCGACAUUCGACCCGACUUUACAUGGACAAUUCUACUCUACGGGUUUCCAAGCGCCAGCCUCCUCAUCAAAGCCCUUCAGCACCAAAAGCGAACUGGUCAGCCCUUCCUUUACGAAGGAUCUCGAUCGGCCUUACUUCGCAAUCUAAGCGUCUUCAUAUCCCAUCUCGAGACCAUCGUCCGACCUGAUAACUCGAACUACGCACUCUUUCAAAGAGCAAGUCAAGUGUUUUCGAAGAUUAUUGACGAAGUCCUCGAGCCUCAAGAUACGAUUGCAGAUACCGACAUAAGCGAUGCAUCCCUCUUCGACUUUGAUCAGAUGAUACCCGUCGACGGCUUGGACUUGUUCAAUACUAUGGACUUUGGGGUUGCAUUUAACCAGUGGCUAUUUUGA